Anopheles merus is the source of this 3042-nucleotide messenger RNA. RefSeq lists its product as uncharacterized. Bases 1153 to 2832 code for a protein of 559 amino acids. Gene Ontology annotation, cellular component: cytoplasm. Gene Ontology annotation, biological process: multicellular organism development; proteasome-mediated ubiquitin-dependent protein catabolic process. The transcript has 6 exons. Gene Ontology annotation, molecular function: ubiquitin protein ligase activity; ubiquitin conjugating enzyme binding. The record is from RefSeq and is a predicted model, not a curated record. NCBI's taxonomy places the organism in Eukaryota, Metazoa, Arthropoda, Insecta, Diptera, Culicidae.
UUUUCUGUUACCUUGAGCAACUUUCUGGAUCGAUCCAAGUACCUCUUUGGUCGUUUGCGUGCAGUUUCCCCAAACGGAAUAACUUGCUAGCUUACUUUCUCCAAACUGGGUCGGCACCAACCGACAACGCCUGUCUACUUGUCAUCACAGCCACACAGCCAGAAGCCCGCAACCAGCCUGCAUCGUUUAUGUAACGCCAAAACCUCACCCACGCCAACCAUUUUCCACACCAUUAUCGCAUCGGUUGCUGCCUUCCUCAAAGGAAAAUGUUUCCUCCACCGUCCGGAAAGGGCAGCGAUUGGCACGCACUAACGGCAGAACGGUAACAUUAAUUGGUCCACACUCACACCCAUUUGAGCAAGUUGCGCUGCGUGUUGUCGCGUGCAGCCCACAACGACACCACCGGAGUCGGACCGUCACGAAAUCGUUGCCGUUUGAAACCGGCUUCAAAAUUCGAAGGCCUUUUUGCACGACGAGAUCGCACACUGACCCACACACAGACGAUCGUGACAAAACAAGGGGAAAGAGGUGACCGGAAGGUAGUGAGGGGGACGGCGAAUGAUCUCAGAAGCACCAAAGCAUCGGCGGUGGUGGUGGUGGUGGUAGAGUGUUUUGAAUUUUGCUGAAGCGGAAGUUCGCUCGCGCCGGUGUCACAUCUGCUGUGCUAUUAGAUGCGGACUCAGGGUCAACAAGCGGACGGUGCGAGAUGUAGUGGGUGCGCAGGUUCCAAUACCGCAAACCGGUUGCUGGUGGUAUUGAGCCGUGCUAUCGAACCGUUCGGCAACGACAACAACAAUACAACGUCAACGGCACGAGCGCGCGCGCAAAAAAAAGGAAUUCCACCACACGUGUGCAAGGAAGGGGAAACACGGCCGUAUUGUGUCUGUGUGUGCCGUGCCGUACACCAUCGCAGCCGGAUCGAACGAAUCGCACGCAGCAGGCUUUGCCAGUUACUUUUGAACCAGCGGCUCGAUCGGCAGGAGCCUGCGACCAGUGACCGUGAUCCGGGGUGAAAUCUGUGUGCGAGUGUGCGCGCAGUGCAAUGUGAUUAGUGUCGCAUCGAUUAGUUUCGUUUCUAUUUAUCGCAAGUUACGUGCGCGUGUGUGUUUAUCAAAAGACGCGUCUGCAAGGGAAGAGAAAAGCACAAAAACAAUGGUGGAAACACAGGUCGUUGUUCAAUCGAAUUUAGAGCCCAAACCAGGGACGGGCGGCAUCGAUGCGGAACAGCAGGGCGGUGGUGUAACAACGACGACCAACGCAACCUCAGCAACCACAGCAACGGACGAUCAUUACGAUCCUUCCGUCCGGAUACUGCACAUACCGAAGCAGACGGACGGUUCCUGUGGCUUUCAUCUGACCCGCAGCAAAUGGGACCCGUAUCCUUGGGUUAGCGGCGUGGAUGCAGACUCACCGGCUGAGGUGACCGGGUUGAAGGUUGGCGAUUGCGUUCUGGAGGUUAACAACGAAGAUGUCCUCGGCAUGCGGAUCGCGGAGGUCGCCGGCAUGGUGCGGGCCAAGGCGGACAUCGUGACGCUGCUGCUGUGGAGCACCGGCAUGGAACCGGCCUGCAAUCCCGAAUCGCUCUGCUGCGGUCCGAUGCCGAUCAAUCUCGAGCGGCUAACUGCCAGCAUGCAAACGAUUGUGGCCGCGCUGGAGUGUCCGGUCUGUUUCGACACGAUACCGCCGCCCGUUUUCCAGUGCCAGAACGGGCAUCUGGUGUGCUCGCGGUGCCGGGUCCGGGCGGAACGUUGUGCCAUCUGUCGCGAACGGUACACGGUCGGGCGUUCGUUGCUGGCCGAGCAGGUGUACCAGUCCAUUACGGAGGCGUUCAAUCUGCGCGAGGGCACGGACGGGAAGCUGCGCGAGCGGCUGUUUGGAGCGCGCUGUACCCGGCAGCCGAAGCGGGCCUCGUCCUGCGAUCGGAAGAAAAGCCCGUACGGUAGCGAUAGCCAUCUGGUGCCGAGCGGGCGGCCCAUACACUCGCACACGCACAAGUUCCUGGCGCGCAUCAUGGGCAAGGCCAGCUCGGUGGACAAUCUGAGCAAGCACGGCGGUGGCGGGCAGCACAUGCAGCCGCCGGACGUGGUGGGCGAUCUGCAGGGCUCGAAGGGGAAAUCGUUGUCGCUGUCGACGAGUGAGAUAUUUAAGCGCGACAAUUCCGUGUCGGUGCUGCGCUGCCCUUCGGCGAAUCGGUUGGCCCCGGAGCUGUCCGGCUCGUACAACAGUCUCGCGAUUCGCCGACCGACCUCGUCCAUGUCCUGCAACGUGUCGGUGGAAAGUCUUAGCAGCAUACCGGAGAACGGCAUACAGCUGACUGUGCCGGUGCGCUCUCACUCGUACCACUGUCCGUGUGGCGAGUACUGCGCGGACCUAAUUGCCGCGCCGGAGCUGCAGGAUCACGUGACCGUCCAUCACCGGACGCCGGUCAUAUCAUUCGGGACGGCGUCGGCCGAAAUAUCGCUCCCCCCGCGUACGCCCGUCGACAAUGCAUGUCUGCUGUUGCUGCUGGAUGGUCAUAAAUUUUGGCUGAAGCUCAUCUCCGACACAAGCACCAUCGGUGACAUCUUCCUUUCGGCGCUGCUCGAGGGCAGCCCGGAGCAGAGCAAAAACUACGCGCUGGAGGUGAUCGUGCGCAAGGCCGGAUUCGACCACAUCCUCGGCAAGGAGCUGAUCUCCCGCUCCGAGGUGUACUCGAUGGUGGACAAAUCGUGGAACGAUCUGGUCAACAGCAAGUCGGGCGUGUUCUAUACCGGCGUCUGCAUCCGUGCCACCUUCAGCCCGGAGACGGAAAUUUUGCUCAAAGUGUCCAUCAAGCGCCUGGCGGAUCUGUAAUCUUAGGAUGUGUGCUUGCAAAGCCGCCCAGUUUCCUUGCCUUUUGUUGCUGUUUGCGUUGUUGUAUAUGUUUUGUUCUGCGGAACUUUGUAAUCAUGUUGAGUGUGAAGCAUUUCCACGCGUUACCGUGGGCCGAUAUGGUCACAAUCGAAAGGAGACGUACAUUUUGUUAAUAAAACCUCUCGUUCUGUAUUGUACUAUAUAUAACAA